Molecule: messenger RNA, 2824 nt
Organism: Xiphias gladius (swordfish)
Lineage: Eukaryota; Metazoa; Chordata; Actinopteri; Istiophoriformes; Xiphiidae
Product: 23 kDa integral membrane protein-like
Exons: 9
Coding region: 393-1145 (250 amino acids)
Cellular component (GO): membrane
Source: RefSeq, a predicted model, not a curated record
CGGGCGGCUGGAAUCUUUAGCGGCAGAGAAGCGAGGUUCCUCACACGGGGAGGAGAAGGACGCCAGAAAUGAAAAAAGUACCAAUCCGUUACCUUCCUUCGCUAAAGAUGGACAGACGGCACUUUUUUCUCCCCGACUACUUCGUGUGGUGCAGCUAAAGAUGAAGUGCAUAUCGACUCAGUCCGAUCAAUAAAACCUCCCGAUCAACAGCUUUUCGAAUCAGAUUUGAAAUCGAGGCUCAAAUUAAAGGCUUUAUCUCGGAGGAAGAUCAGCCGAGAAAACAAACUCGCCGCACGGUCCAUUGAGUAGCUGUUUCUGAGGCUUUCAGUCGCAGCGCAGGAGCUUCAGAGGAACGCAGUCUCCCAGGCUCCACUACCGUGUCCGGACUGGUGAUGAUCGGCGUCGGGUUUUCCUCCAUCGACGGCAACGUACCGGUCGCUGAGCUGUUUGACCAGUUGUCCAGUAGCGAUGGCCUAGUGGUCCUGCAGGUCUUUGGUCCAAUCACAGUGGUUCUGUCUGUUAUGGGCAUCUGUGCUGCAUCUUUGGACCUGAAACCUCUGCUGCUGGUGUUCUCGGCUCUGAUAUUCAUGGAGUUUGUGGCUCUGAUGGUCGUCGCCUCACCGCUGGUUCAGGUUCAAGCUCAGAUGGACGGCGCCGUGGACGAGGUGUUCCUGAACGUGACUCCCCUUCACAGAGCGGAGCGCUACGUCCAGAGCGAACUGAACAAACUCCAGGCCUCAGGCUCCUGUUGUGGUUUGAGGGGUUUUGAAGACUGGGAGACUCAACUUCCGGUCUCCUGCUCCUGCACGCCCCCCCCUCCGACCGCCUCGAACCUGCAACCGAGGAACUCCAGCUCAGAGGGGCCCUGCGUGACCGUAGGCGGUAACCUUAACCCUCCGACCCCACAGGUCUCAGAUAUAAUAUGGGUUCACUCCAAGCCCUGUGGUCCCAUCUUGAAGAGCUACCUGAGCUUCCCCAUCAAACUCAGGAUAGGAAUCAUCUCGGCCGUUGCCACCAUUACGAUGGCGGCCAUCGCUCUGUGCCUGGCAUUGGGUCUGGAGGAAUACUGGAAGACGCCGCCGGUAGAAACCACAGUCGACGACUACAACAGGGUGAAAUACCAACCCAAACCCUCCCUCACCUGACUUCACACCCCUGACCCCUCGCCCAAAACCGAGGCCUCGGCACAUAGGGCCGGUGAAGAUCGCAAGAAUUCAUCCGGGUUUUCCAAAACAGCUUAUUUAUGUUUGACAAAGCAGUGGCUUAUAUCUGUGACUAUUGUAUGUAAUCAUAAGAGAAUUUCUAAAGACGCUGCCAACUCGUACCACACACAGCAAAGAGCACGGCCUCACCGCCCCGGGCUUUCUGUCAGUCCGAGGUGGACAAGAACCGAACGGGGCCGCCCGCCUCGCCCUUCCCCUGUUUCACCGGCGCCAGGUUUUUAACCAGGCUCUGAGCUGGGAAGGGGUCCGGAAACCGCAGAACAUGCCGGUGUUGAGAAGAGCUCGGAAAAGUUCUCGUCUCCGCUUUCGAACAGAUGUUUGAAAACUUUAUCCAGUGGUGGUGUUUAAUAUGUGAUUUCGUUUGGAGAAUCAGCAGCUGGACCAGCAGCUGGAGCAGAGGACUCCUCUGGGAGACCUCUCCUCUUCUAAACCCAGCUGAGGACUGCUGGGACAAGGACCUUUAUCCUAAUUAGGAGAAACGGCUGCUGGUUGUGAUGGAAUGGUCGGCUCUUGUAUUUGAAAUUUGCUUUACAGAUAAACGUUUUCUCCUGUUUCCUCAAACGCAUCAGUGCAUUUUUUUUUUGUGUGGUCUUUAGCUGUAGUUUCCUCCCGCAGCCACAAGAUGUCAGUAAUGUGAUGCAAUAACAAACUGUGCGGCAGGUCAGGGUGUGUUUCUACUGUUUCUAGUUUCAGCUUCGGUCACUUAAAGCUGCAGUUGUAAACAUCUCGAGGAUGAAAUGACUUCAUUCUGCAGGGAACACUCUCUUAUUACAGUGCACAGCAUUAAGGCUAUACACACACCGAGCGCUUUAUCAGGAACACCACACUAAUACCGGGUGGUUCCUCCCCUUCGCUCUCAAAACAGCCUCGGGUCUUUGUGGUCUGGAUUCCUCAAGAUGGUGAAAACUCUCCUCUGAGGUUCUGGCUCAUGUUGACCCGAUUGCAUCACAUCAUUUCUGCAGAUUUGUCAGUCUCCUGUUCUACCACAUCCCAGAGGUGUUCUACUGGAUUCGGGGUCUGGAUCCAGUAGAUCCAGACCCUGGGGAGGCCACCGGAGUCCACUGGACUCACGGUCGUGUUCACGAAGCCGGUUUGAGACGACUUUUGCUCGGUGACAUGGAGCAUUAUCCUGCAGGAAGUAGCCGUUAGAAGAUGGUGAACUGUGGCCAUGAAGUGAAGCACAUGGUCGGUAACGACACUCAGACAGGCUGAGGCCUUCAAACCAUGACUGACUGGUACUAAGGAGCCCAAAGUGGAGCCAAGAAAACCUCCCUGCACCAUGAAACCACCAGCAGCAGCCUGGACUGUUGACGCGAGGCGGGUCGGGUCCAUGGAUUCCUGCUUCUGAUGCCAGAUCCCGAUCCUAACAUCUGCUGCCUCUGUUUAUUUGUGUGUUUUUCCAGUCGAGCAUUGUCAGCAAAAUGUAAGUAUUUGCUGCGCAGUAAACUCUCCCCUGGGAUGACUGCUGGAGCAUGAAACCGACGAUUUUUAAAAUAUUUUUCUUAUUGCCAUCAAAUCUCAUUAGAAGACCAAAAUCAACAAUGAACGUCUCGGGCAAACAAGCGCUGUGUGUGUAUCCUAAGCCUGGAAUGCCUUCGGUG